Molecule: messenger RNA, 2705 nt
Organism: Salvia hispanica
Lineage: Eukaryota; Viridiplantae; Streptophyta; Magnoliopsida; Lamiales; Lamiaceae
Product: structural maintenance of chromosomes protein 1-like
Biological process (GO): sister chromatid cohesion
Cellular component (GO): nucleus; cohesin complex
Molecular function (GO): DNA binding
Source: RefSeq, a predicted model, not a curated record
UGGAGUAGGAGUGGAGGAAAAUGUGGAGAUCCUCUGUGAGUUCGCGCUUCUUCAACUUCGCGCUCGGGAACCAGUCACUCUCUCACUAAAGCAGUUUCAUCUCUCUAAAUCCCCCUCCGCCGUUGUCGGAAAUACUCACCGUCUGCAAUUCUCCCCUAGAAAAGCCCUAAUUCUUGCUCCGAACUAAACCCCCAAACUUUCCAAUUCUAGGGCUUCCAUUUCACCGGAUUUUUCAACGAUGUCGUGUAUGACAGUGACCAGAAAAAUAAUCCAGAUAGAGCUUCGGAACUUCAAAUCGUAUCAAGGCCCCCAUACCAUAGGUCCGUUCAAAAACUUCACGGCUAUAAUCGGGCCUCAUAUCGACGGGAAGUCGGAUCUCAUGGAAGCCAUAGGCUUCGUCCUGGGAGUCCGGGACGAGCAGCUCCGUGGUGCUCAGCAGGAGGAGCGUGAGGCGUUCGUCAUGCUCGUUUACCAGGAUAACGAAGGGUUGGAGGUCAAGUUAACUUCGUUAAUCAACCCUGAUGGUAGUAGAACGUACAAGUUUGAUGGCGUUGUGAUGAACUUGGACGAGUACAAAGCGAAGUUGAAAAAUAUUGAUAUCCUUGUUGAUGCUAGGAAUUUCCUUUUUCAGGGUGAACUGGAGUGUAUUGGUUCAAAAACCCCUAAGGAGCUAACAGCCUUAAUAGAACAAAUAUCUGGCUCUGAUGAAUGCAAGAGAGAGUAUGAAGAACUAAAAAAGCAAAAGUUUGAAGCUGAUGACAAGGCUAAACUUGCUCAUCAGAAUAAGGAAUCCAUUUCACUCCGGAAAAAGCAGAUGGAGAUGCAUCUCAUGUCUAAUCUGGCAAAUGAGCUUGAUAAGUUAUUGAAGGAGACAAAGCUUAUGAACUCAGAUAUAGAAUUGACUCAAGAGGAACUGAAUAAGGUGAUACAAAAGCGUGAAAGUAAUUCGCUGGAGGCUACGAAUCUUGAAAGAGAAUUUAGGAAUUUGACAAAGGAACUUGAAGAUUUGCGUGAGAUUAGCCAGGGUGGUGGAGGUUUUGUGCCAAAUGAAAAGGAUGCGGAGAAAUUUUCCCAGCUCAAAAACGAGGUCAAUGCGAAACUUGCUGAGUUCAAAAGAAUCAAAAUGAUUUUAGACGAGCAACAAGAUGUUUAUGUGGAAUUAGAAAAGAACUUGGAAGAGGAUGCUCACCAAUUUGAAUAUCAUAAAGAGGUGCUUACGAAGUACAUAGAAAAACUGAGGUCUAAAUUGGAUGAGCUUGAGCCAACAAGAGAGAGGCAGCAACAGGAAUCUGGACCAUCAGGCAAGAUAAAAGGCCUUGAAAAAGGGAUACAGCAGACAGAAAAUGGGGAGAAAGGUAUCGAUAAAAAUCUGGACGAACAGAAGAUGGAAAAUCGCACAAGAAUUGUAACUGAGAUGGAGUCCUCUAAUAGAAAUUGCACAGAGUUGGAAAGCUAUAUUACCCAGAACGUACCAGAUAUCCAAGUGCUGGAGAAAAGCAUCAGUGAUAGUGUUCAAUAUAUCUACAAAAAAUUCUGUAAGGAUGUUGGUCAGGACAUGAGCGAAUAUGACAAAAGGCAUAAAAAUGCUUCAGAUAAAUUUGCAACGCUUGGUGAGGAAUUUCGGGAAAAAUGCAAUCAAUUGUUGGAGUUUGUUUCGCAUAUAACCAAACUGGAAAAAACGACUGCUCACUCAGAAGCUAAGAUGGGAGAUUUGGUGGAAAACCAGAAGUUAGUGGAAAUAGUGAGAGAGAAGAAAAAUCUUGACAGCGAAGUUUUAAAUGAACAAGAACCAGAAAAUUGUACACUGGAUGAUUAUAAGAUUGUCUCAAAGGAAGAAGAAGCUGCAUUACAAGAGUGGGAGGAAGCCAACAAUGAGCAGCAUAACGCAACUGUUAAUUACAACGAAAUUAAGCUAAAGAGGAAUAAAAUCUUCAUGGAUGCUUUUAAUCACAUCUCAGAUAACAUUGACAAGAUAUAUAAUGAACUCACAAAGAGCAACAUCCAUGGGGUGGGUGGAACAACGUAUAUGAACUUGGAGAAUCCUGAUGAGCCAUACCUAGGUGGCAUAAACUACAUUGCUAUGUCACAAACAUUGGAAAAUCUAUCUGGUGAUGAGAAGACAGUUGCGGCACUUGCUUUGCUCUUUUCCAUCCACAGUUUCAAACCUUCACCGUUUUUCAUAUUGGACGAAGUGGAUGCUGCAUUAGGCACUUUGAAUGUUGCAACAGUUGCUGACUUUAUUCGAGCAAAAUCUUGUGGAGUAAGAUCAGACACAGACAGUGUUCUUGACGGAGCAUCUAGUUUCCAGAGCAUCGUGAUCUCUGCCAAGGAUAAGUUUUAUAGAAAAGCUGAUGCCUUGGUUGGUGUAUAUCAUAAUUCUGAGCGAGGCAGCUCACAAACCUUGACAUUCGAUUUAACUAAAUACCAUGAAUCUUGAGAGGAAUUCGACACUGCUGUGGCCUGCAGCUCUUUAUCAAGUCCACACGAUGUUGAAGAUGUAUGUAAUAGACAAUGUACAUGAUCAGGAUGAUCAGGAUGCUCGUAGACUCGUAGUUGUUAAAUGGUAUGUACUGCCAAAUCACUUGUUUUUUUUGAGGCGCAGAAUAUUCAAAUGUCACAACAAUUAACAUUAGCAACUUGAUAACAAAAUCAAGAGUAAAGUCAAAACUGGUCUUGAAUAUAUGCUCAUUUUAUGAUUUUGGUCU